Messenger RNA from Erythranthe guttata (spotted monkey flower), 1421 nucleotides. NCBI's taxonomy places the organism in Eukaryota, Viridiplantae, Streptophyta, Magnoliopsida, Lamiales, Phrymaceae. The record is from RefSeq and is a predicted model, not a curated record.
GAGCCGCCACCGCCACCACAACCGCCGUCGUCGCCGGGAGUUUCACCGAUAAAAUUGAAAGAAUGCAUGGAAGAGCUGCUGAAGUUCACUCUCCUCUCAUCCAUACAAGGAAAACUCCAAACCGGCCUCUCCGAUGAAUACUGCGAGGGCCUUCUCAGAGACGAUCCAUCGAACCUCCUCCCAAUUACCAACGAAACUUGUAAAGGAGUUCCAUCGUAUUCAUUAUAUAAGCGCGUAGCGUCAUCUCUUUACGAGUCUAUACAUUCUGGAACGUUGUUUACAGCAUGUAAAGAACUAAUACCAGCGCACGAACACCAAUGCUUAAAUAAAAACGACGAAGAAUGGAACAAGCUGAUGAUGGAAAAGGGUUCUGCUUUACUGAGUGUACUGAAUGAAGUGGACUUUGAACUUCACGUUCAGGAGCCUUUCUUUUCUCAGCUCGAUGACGGACUCAAAACAGUUGAAGGAAGGUGUGCUAUGGGUAACUACAAGAGAAUCCAAUCGGGACAUUUACUUCUCUUCAACAAGUGUUUGAUUCUUGAAGUUCAGGAUGUGAGAUAUUAUGCUUCGUUUCAUGACAUGUUGGAAAUGGAGUCCCUUGCAAAAGUUCUUCCUGGAGUUCCAAGCAUUGAAGAAGGUGUACAGAUCUAUAGAAAUUUCUACUCGGAAGAAAAAGAAAGGUCAAAUGGUGUUAUUGCUAUAUGUGUUACAAAACCUACUUCCCAGCUUUACGUUAUUAUGGCCUCAAUACUUUCGGGAUUGAGCUGCGGUGGAGUUCAGAAGCUUCUAGGGUUUGUAGAGACUAUCGGAACAAAUCCGGAAUUACUUCCUCCCACAACAUCAACUCUGCUUUCAACAUUCUUGGCGACGCAUAGUCCUCAUGUAAAAGGUUCGACUCUGACAAAUGGUGCGAGGGCUCUAUCAAAGCAUAUCAAUAGAAGCAGUCAAGGGUACUGGGGUGGCUUAUAUGGAAACGAUUUUGAGAAAAAUAGACAAGCUGUGGAAGUCAUAAAUCGGGUAUUAAGUGAGUGUAUAUGGAUGAACAUGCAUAUUGUUCAACCCCAUGGAUGCAUCUUCGAGAUCAGGACUCGUGAUGGUUAUGGGGCCCGGUGGUCCGGAGAUGGAAUCAAGUUUAUAGGAUUUCUCGAGCCAUAUGAGGUGGACGGGCACUCCAAAGGCUGGAAACAUUAGUAACACUUCACUGAUUUUUGAGCUAUAUAUACUUAAGUUAGUAACACUUCACUGAAAUUGUUUCUUCCCGUUUUAUGUGUAAUGCAAUUGCGAAAAUACUUUGAAUAUCUCGUCGGGUCACUCUUGUUGUGUAUGGUAUGAACGAAUCGAUAAGAGACGGAAAUGUUACUCGCCGGGCUUUCUUGACUUUGAUGGAGAUUUAAGAGUUUUAUUUGUGUUUGGUUUGGUAA